AUGCCGGAUUGCCACGCAGAACGGAGAUGGCGUAUACUUGCUGUGGAAAUAUUAUUCGCUGGGUUGAUAUUUAUCGGCGUUGUGUUCAUCGCUCGACCAGUAUUCUUGAUACCUUUGCAGGAUGAGGCCGAGCCACCUCUCACCGCGGCAGAUAUCCUGGAUUCCCUGGACAAGGCGACUAUCGUCGGAUAUGCUCCUAAUAACAUGCCGCCUUAUGACGCUGUUAUGGCAAGAGUUUCCGAGCUCCUUGGCGUUAAAAUAUUAUCAGCAGAAUCUAUUCGUGAAUUGAACCGUAUUCUGUACGAUCAGUCUCAAGGAAAACAUAUUGUCAACAAAGUGUUUUGGAUCGUGUUCAAUAGGACAGAAAAUGUGCACAAGGUGUCAUUGAAGAGUUCCGAGAUAGGCAAAUAUGGUUUCGGCACGGAAAGAGAAAGGCGAAAUUCUAAUGCUCAUCUUCGCGCCGGCUUCCUGGCGGUGCAAGUAGCCAUCAGCCAGGCUUUGCUAGAGAUUUCCAGUCCUACACCACCACUUUUCGAUUUACGCUUGGUAUCAAUGCCAGUAUCUCCAUUGAUGGAGGAAUCAAAAGUGCUUCGUGUCGUUUCUAUAAUGCUCAUGUGUUUUACAAUAGCACUGAUGCCGCCCGUUAUGGAGGCAGAAUUUCUAGUGAUCGUGGAGACCCGUUCCCAGUUUAAGAACAUGAUUCAGCCUCAUGCGUGGACCUCUUGUGUGUGGUCAAGUCUUUUCACAUUACUGCAAACCUUCUUGGCGGAGUUGAUGGUGAAUCACAAUUACAGUUCGAUGCAAAGCGCUUUCAUAUACAUACUGCACAUGGCCAUACCGCCUUUGGGUUUAUUGAAUGGCUUGGACGAGUUCGCUUUAAUACACACCGGGACGCCUACGGAAACACAAUCAAUGGUGUACACAAUCAUUUCAUGGUUAAUACUGAUAUUCUUGUACUCAACUCUGCUGAUACUGUUGCAAUACACUAUCGGUCAGGAGAGGGCCAUAGGAGGACAAGUGUCGUGGAAAUCGAUUAUGUUUAAGAAAGCAGAGGACAUAGAAAAGUUACGCCCAAUAGAAAUCCCGACUGACACAGGCCGUGAACAUCUGCAAGAAGUGGAUGAAUUUGUCGCCAAGGCUAUAACUUUCAAUAAUGUGUCUAAGAGCAUCAUGCAGAAUACACUAUUACAAAAAGUGUCAUUUGAAAUCUAUCGAGGCGAGUAUACCAUUUUGUUUACUGAAAGAGCACAGGAGAAAAUGAUGAGUACAAUAGAAGAUUUACUUUGUGGAUUAACGUUCCCAGAUAAUGGAACGAUAAACGUCAUGGGCACAGACAUGACGCCAUCCCGGAAUUUCAUGGCGGAACCGUACAUGCUGGGCUACUGUGACAACGGCACUAGCCUCAUCGAUGAUCUCACCGUUGAAGAGCACCUUAUGAUGUUCAUUGACAUCUGCCUUUGGAACGAACACCAGCAAUAUGUCGCAGAGUAUACUCAUCUUCGACUCCAAAAACUGUUGCGGGAAUGUGACCUGGAAGCGGUGUUGAACUAUAGAGUGUCACAGUUAGAUGUUUACUAUCGUGCUCAGCUCUCCUGGGCAUUGGCGUUGUUGAUGGAACCUCGGGUAAUAAUAGUUCCAACUUAUGGUGCCUGUGCUGUGCAUUUUGAUGUUAUAAAGGAUAGGAUAGUGAGUUACAAGAAAUAUGUGACGAUAGUAAAAAUAAGCUUCACUAGCGUGCACCUGGAACAAGCCGAUCGAGUAUUUAUAUUCGACAAACCCAACCUGGCGUUUGGCGGUACACCUGCUUACAUGUUCUUUAAGUAUGGGCGAGAGUAUCGUUUUCGACUCAGUCUACGAAACGUGAAAGACAAAUAUGACGACCGUGCAGUGCAGAUUCUGCAAAAAGCCCAGGAAGCAGGGGCUUCAGUCCGUGCCCAUCUUGGCUCGCUACUAAUUUUGAGAAUACCUGCCACCCCAACAGAGCGAGUCGCUGCGCUUAUUAAGGAUUUUAAUGACAAUGCGCAGAGUUAUGGUAUAAGUUAUAUGAACAUCAGCGUUGCAGACACUGAGGAGGUGUUUCGAAGAAUUUUGUGCGAUGUAAAAGAGAAGAGAUCGACAGACACACGGAGUACACAUUCGCAUCUUGUUUCACAUGUGGCUCUGAAAAAGAUUUCAGAGCCAAGAACCUGGACAAAAAAACUUACGUUUUUUGCAUGCAUCCUUCACAUACGUGUCAUGGGCUGGAAGUUUUUCACAUUUCAUGUCCAUUAUCGGUUUUUUCUGAUUAUUACAGUAAUAGCGGCGAUGGUGACGGGCGUUUUUAUGGGUCUCUCCUUGGCCACCACGCUUACGCAACUCGAAGAAGACAUAAGAUCAUCGCGGUUGUUAUACGGAGAUGUUUUAACCGUUGAAUCUCUAGAUACUGCCACCACGCUAGCGUUGCGUGUAGACGAUCAGAACGAUAACAGUGCCAGAAUAUUAGCGCAUGCUUACGUGUUGUCUGAAACUAAUAGUAGUAAAUCUGCAGUUGACAAAAUGGAAUACGUAGCUGUGUCUGGUACCGAAAGUUUGACAGAAUACCUGGUUACGUGCGCCAUCGAGAGUCCACAGAUUUAUGUGACCAAGUACGCUUACGGGAUGGACGUUAGUGUUGAUGCAGUCCACGCUUUAAAAAUACAGGCUCUGUACAGCCCCCUGCACCCCGACCGCGCGUCUGCGGCACGCUCUCUGGCGAGGGUCUACAUGGCGCUGAUACGCUUUUACACUGGUAUCGUAGACGCCUCCAUCGAGUUCAUCAAUGAUCCUCUCAUUAUGGAUGCCAUUGCGUGGCUGAAAGGCGCUUCCACGCCUCCAUUCCUGAUUGAAUUUCUGUUGAUACUCACUGUCGCUCACAUAACUCUAAUUCCGUCCAAAGAAUAUGGGCUCAUACGACAUACCCAGUCUCAUGCAGCAAACUUUUCCCCAGCCCGAUAUUGGUUGACGCUGUUUUUCUGGGACCUGGUGUUGUACUGCGUACUAGUGAUUUUAAUGACAACUGUCAUGUUCAUCAUCAUGUCCAUGACAGCCAACCCAGAUUAUUACUCCUUUAAAGAUGUCGUGGCUAUACCUUUCAUGCUAUGUAUCUACGGCAUGGGUUGCAUACCCAUCGCUUUCUUCUUCAGUCUGGGACCACGGAGCGCCUUGAAUGCCAUGGCUUUGAUCAUCGUUAGCGUUGUUUUUGGAGAGACAACGAUCAUAGCAAAGUGGUUUUACGGCGACAUUUACAAUUACGCUGUGAACAUAAUGUCGCUAUCACCCCAAUACAACAUGGCCAGCGCUUUCGUUACAUUACGAAAGAUUUUCCUAUACAACAGCGAGUGCAAUAUCUUUCGGGUAAAAAAGUUCUGCUUAAAUAAAGCACUUCAUAAGUGUUGUGAUAAAUGUGGUGUACUUCAAAAGUGUUUCAAACGCAAACCGUGCUUGACAAAUAUCCAACACGAGGUCUUGAGUACUAUUUUUACCGCAAUGUUGAUGAUGUCCCUGCUCCUUAUGUGGGAAUAUAAAAUGAUACAAAGGAUAUGGAAAUGCUCGGUUUACAAUGUGCUGUAUGUAAAUCGAUAUAAACACAAUGAAGAAGACUCAAUAGGAGUGCAGAGGGAAAAGACCGACGUGAUCGCGAAAGAACAUCAGAUUUUGCAGAAAAAGCACACACACGAAAAAGUUGACACCUUUGGUGAAUACAUCCUAGCUGUCAAUGUAAGUAAGACUGAGGGAGGAAUGAAUAAGUUGCAAAAUGUGUACCUGGGUCUGGGCAAAAGCGAGGCGGUGGCUCUGUCGGGGCUUAUGCGACACGGCCGUCUGUUGCUGUGCCAGAUCCUCGCCGGGUACAGAAUGCCCGACGAAGGACACGUCUGGGCCAUGUCCAAUUACAGGCUAAAUUACUCGCCCCACAAAUACGCAAAGAAUGUUUCGCUGUGCUGCGAUCUAGACGCUCUUCCGAAGUGGAUGACCUUGUACGAUAGCCUGACAAUGCUCGGUUUGUUGCGGGGAGUGCCUGUCACGCAUAUCCACCAAGAAGUCGACAACUACAUCAAAGCACUAGGUCUGGGUGCCUUGUCGAACAUGAAAAUUUGCCGUUUAAAACCCAUCGAACAGAAAAGAUUGAACUUCGCAGUUGCCGUGAUAGGGGCACCACCAGUCAUUGUUUUGGACGAAUGCACGGCAUAUCAAAAAUUUGGCGUCCGCCGAGCAAUGUAUUACAUCAUGUACGAGCUGAGGAAACGAGGCCACGCUAUAUUUAUUAGUUCAAGCAACGUGGAAAGCCAUAUGCCUGUGACGCAUAGAUUGGCGAUUCUUCUGGACGGGUCUAUAAAGGACGUAGACCAAGUAAGCUGCCUGCUAAACAGGUACAGCGAGCAGGGUUUCACUGUCGUAGUGCACCUCAAGGACGAAGUGGACAUAGUCCAAAUUUUCAGAAGAUACUUCAACGCUUUCGUCAUUAAUGACACUUCCGAUGUGUUGGUAAACGUGCAGAUUUUGGACAAUGACUUGUCAUGGUCAACGAUCUUCGAAAAAAUGGAGAAGCUGAAGAACGAGAACAGUCAAGUGUAUUCAUACAUUGUAACUGCAAUAACUAUAGAUUACAUUUACAACCGCAUGUUGUCCAGCGGAGCUAGUGCCGAGACUACUACUACCGAGCGUAUCCGACCUUUCUUCAGGAAGUUCUUUCGACCCGAGGCGGAAAUAAAAGUUCCCUUGGACAAGUUAGAACGACUCAAAACAUUCGAUAAGGUUUACGACAUUACCACGUUGACAAAGUUACCUUGGUCCGUCAUUUUCCACCGUUAAUGAGUUUGCAAUUUUUCGUCCGAAUUUAUUGAGGUAGAAAAUGGCAACAAAAGUAUGUUUUUCCGUUAUGGUUUUUCCCGUAUGGGUUAAGGAGUCUUCAAAUUAAAACCUUAAAGAAGCGCUGCAGUAGCGCGGCUAUAGCGCUUUUUUAAUUUUUAGUUCA
This is a messenger RNA of Hyposmocoma kahamanoa, 4990 nucleotides long. Its product is annotated as ABC transporter A family member 3-like. Lineage: Eukaryota; Metazoa; Arthropoda; Insecta; Lepidoptera; Cosmopterigidae. The record is from RefSeq and is a predicted model, not a curated record. Gene Ontology annotation, molecular function: ABC-type transporter activity; ATP binding; ATP hydrolysis activity. Gene Ontology annotation, biological process: transmembrane transport; lipid transport. Gene Ontology annotation, cellular component: membrane; intracellular membrane-bounded organelle. The transcript is spliced from 32 exons. Bases 1 to 4827 code for a protein of 1608 amino acids.